Molecule: messenger RNA, 951 nt
Organism: Humulus lupulus (European hop)
Lineage: Eukaryota; Viridiplantae; Streptophyta; Magnoliopsida; Rosales; Cannabaceae
Exons: 1
Coding region: 458-769 (103 amino acids)
Source: RefSeq, a predicted model, not a curated record
AGACAAACAUGAGAUUGAUACAUUAACUAGAGCAUAUAGGGUUGACAUAUUUCAUGGACCUAUAUAUAUAACAUUAAUAUCCAUCACUCCCCAACCUGUCAAUGCCUCCUUUGUCGAUUUUAUAAAUUUGCAUGGUUGUCAAAGGAUUUUAUACAAAUACUUGAAGAUGCUGUAAGACCUAUAUAACACAUUAAUGACAGUGGACCAUAUAUCAAUACAAAAAUAAUAAGUCAAAAACCAAGACUUAAUCCAUCUAAUAAAAGCAGUUAAACUAACUCUCCCUCCUCUCCCUACUAGUUUUUGGACAGUUACCUACUACACUCAGACUUGAGAUAACCAUUACAAUUCUUGCCAAGACUUGUCUAGUUCCAACCACCAAAAAGAAAAAAAACCCUUCUCUUAUAUAACUCCUCCAAGCCUAGUCAUAAUCCUAGAACAGAAAAAUACACAUCUCAUCAUGGCGUUUGCUUGUUCUUCUACUGCAAUGGCCGAAAGAGUUUCAUGGCACUGUGCUUUGUUCUUGGCAGUUUUGUUGGUUAUGAGCUGCUGCGAAUCAAGUGAGAGUGAAUAUGCACCACGAAAACACAUCAGCAACCAUAAGAUUUGCGAUGAAAUUUACGUGGUUCGCGAAGCCGAAACGCUGCAAACAAUCAGUGAAAGAUGUGGUGAUCCCUAUAUUGUUGAAGAAAAUCCUCAUAUUCAUGAUCUUGAUGAUAUUUACCCUGGUUUAGUCAUCAAGAUAACUCCAUUCAGGGAUAGGAACUUAUAGAGUUUUGAACCUUCAUUUAUUUGAAGUGAAAAAUUACUUGCUUUCAAAGUAGCUCAAUUCUCUUGAGCUUAUGAGGUACGAGUUAUGUGUAUUUAAGAGGCCCUUUAGCCCUUAUAUCUAUUCUAUGCAUUUCUUCUAUAUGUUCUCAGAAAAAUCCCAUGAAUAUAAUGUAUUUCAGUUUA